AUGUUUAAUUUUAAUAAAUCAAAUAGCACUGGCUCUGCCACUGGUGGGCUAUUUGGACAACAGAACGCUAAUCAAGCUCCAGGAGCUGCAACCGGAGGUCUAUUUGGACAACAAAAUACUAAUCAGGCACCAGGUUCGACUACUGGCGGUCUAUUUGGACAACAGAAUACUAAUCAAGCAGCAGGUUCGACUACUGGCGGUCUCUUUGGACAACAACACGCUAAUCAAACCCCAGGUGCCGCAACCGGAGGACUAUUUGGACAACAGAACGCUAAUCAAGCUCCAGGAGCUGCAACCGGUGGCCUAUUUGGUGCUAAGCCGGCAGGUAGCACUCCCAGCGGUGGAUUAUUUGGAGGCAAUUCUGGUUCAACUGUAGCUGGUGGUGGUCUAUUUGGUGCCAAACCUGCUGCUGGUACAACUACUGGCAAUCUCUUCGGACAACAAAAUAAUAAUCAAGCACCAGGAGCUGCUACAGGUGGGUUAUUCAGCUCUAAGCCAGCUUCUGGUGGCCUGUUUGGCAGUAAUACAUCUACUGCUGCUCCAACAACUGGUGGUCUCUUUGGCUCUAAACCAGCAUCUGGGGGUCUGUUUGGCAAUUCAAUGAAUACAGGAACUACAGCCUCCGGUGGCUUAUUUGGGAACACUAGUUCCCAAGCACCAGCUACGUCGGGUGGUUUAUUCGGUUCUAAGCCUGCAUUUGGUGGUUUGAACACUCAGCAAAGUACUGCGCCAUUUGGUGGAGCUAAUAAUAGUUUAUUUGGUAAUACAGCAUCAAAUAACAUUAUGUCGGGAGGUUUGUUUGGUGGGCAACAACAACAGCAGCAGCAGCAGUCGAGCUUUUAUGCCAUCUCGCAGCUAGCAAUUACACCAAUGACGAAAAUUUCUGAUCUACCACCUCAAUUACGUCAAGAAAUUGAAAACCUUGAUCAAUAUAUACAGAGACAAGUCCAAAUAUCACAACAUUUAAAGGCGGAUGCAGAUGCUCAUCUAGAGUUGAUUACUUCUGUUCCAAGAGAUCUGAAAUUUUUAACAAAGACUCAAUCUAUGACUAAGCAAUUAUUAUCUGAAGAUCUACGAAAAAUUGCGUCAAUAAAAGAAGCUACAAAUCAAAAUGUAAUUUUUACACAACAGUUUGCCGUGUUGUUUCAACAAAUGUUGACACCUGAUAGUAAGAUAUCUUCAAUUGAAUUGGAAAAAUUCUUUCAACAAAAAAUGCACACAUUCGAAACAAAAUUAGACGAUUACGUGAGAGUUUUGAAUGAUAUUGAAAGUACAAUAAGUGGUUUGAAUAAUGAUUUGUUUGGUACUAAUGGCUCUGCCCACUCGGGUAUCAGCUCUUCCGAUAUUAAUGGUAUAUAUGUAAUGAAGAGUGGAUUGAACUCACUAGUCUCCACUGUCACAGAAGAGUUCAAACUAUUCAUGGAUACAGCUGAAAGAGUUGCAGAAUUGCAUCAAAGAAUCAAGGAACUUACAGUCACAAAUUAA
Messenger RNA from Tetrapisispora phaffii CBS 4417, 1485 nucleotides. It is a transcript of the gene NUP49, whose product is annotated as FG-nucleoporin NUP49. The transcript has a single exon. Gene Ontology annotation, cellular component: nuclear pore. Gene Ontology annotation, biological process: nucleocytoplasmic transport. Gene Ontology annotation, molecular function: structural constituent of nuclear pore. The coding region runs from base 1 to 1485 and encodes 494 amino acids. The record is from RefSeq and is a predicted model, not a curated record. NCBI's taxonomy places the organism in Eukaryota, Fungi, Ascomycota, Saccharomycetes, Saccharomycetales, Saccharomycetaceae.